AGCCUGAUCACACCGUAAUCACACCGCUAAUCUACACUCGAAUCAAGCCGCCUAGCCGUUAGCCAAUCAGAGCGCGUCAUUCAGGUACGCUCUCGCACUUCGAGCGAAAAGAAAACAACAACAACAAACAUGGCCUCUCCCGUGGAGCAGCUUAUUCCCGUUGGAUCAGACAAAAAACGCCAGAAAAAUGAGGAUUAUACAUGCAUCACACACACAUAUCAUCGGUGGACAAAGAACGGACACAGCCACUAACAGUUGUUCGUUGGAAGAAGCUGGUUGUAUGUGCCCGUAAGUGGCUAGAAAUUGACAGAAUCGACCGCACGUUGGCGGAGGCUGUAUGUGUACACGAUGACGAGUUCGCCAAAAAUAACAAUGAUGAUGAUUCCACGUCAACCCUGGCUUGUCCAGACGAAACUCUUCCUGGCUUCUUGGAGGUACACAAACUUGGUUUUCAUCCAACUUGUUAUAGACGUUUCAUCCAUAAGAAACGAAUUGCCAGUGCUGAAAAACUAGCAGAAAAACGGGGAGCAUCUAUCUGGUGGUGACAACAAUGGUUCUGAUUCUGAUCACGAAUCUUCCACAACCACGUCCACGACUAGCCGGCCACCAUCGCCAAAACGGUUGAGAUCCACGACUAAAUCAUCGAGGUCUGGCAAUGUACUUCCUGCUAUCUGUAUAAUUUGCAAGAGGCUUGACCGCUUUGUGAAAGAAGGACACAUGACAAAGAAAGAUAAAUUGGUCCAAGCAGAAACUAUAAAUGCUGGGAGUUUGGUUAAAGCAGCUGAACUGAAAAUGGACGAAUCCAUCCUCAAGGAUGUACGUGGAAAAGAUUGUCGCAAUUGAAGUGCGGUACCACAAACGGUGCUACAAAGAAUAUACAAGAUUUCUGGUGGCUACAACAAGUGAUGAAAGGAUGCCAAAAGCCUGGGAGUAUGCCACUGUACACAGAAUUUUGUGACAAAAUAAUUCGGGCACAGUUGAUUAAAAAACAGGAAAUCUUCAGGAUGAAAAAGCUCUCUUCCCUGUUCCAGAAAAUGAUACGAGAACACCAUGGUCAUGGAAGUUACAGAUCAGAUCUUCUGAAGAAAAGACUGAGGCAAGACUUUCCCCAACUAAAUUUCUACAAGCCUCUGAGGAAAAACCUGAGUGAAAUGGUAUUUACAGAAGCUACAGGACUUCUCAACAAGGGUUCAUCAACUGAAACUGAGUCAUCAGGAUCGCAAGAGACUUUGUCGAGUGGUGGAGAGACAGUUCAGGAAGGUCGUACAUAUGCAGCACAACGAGACCAUACCAGAACCAUUUAUAGUGCAGGUAUAAUUCUUAAACAAGCAGUUAAGAGUGCCCCUAAAAUGAGUGCCAAUUGGCCUCCUACAUCUGAGGAUCUAAAUAUUUCCUCAGCUAGAAAGAUUGUGCCAAUUGAACUGUAUAAUUUACUUGCUUGGUGCAUAGGUGUAAGUGAUGAAUUGACAUUAUCUAACAUGGUUAAUGUAUCGGAGGAGGUUGAUCUUCGUUUACUGUCAAUCUGCCAAGAUAUUAUUUAUUUAUCCUCAAAAGGUAGAAAUCAAACCCCAAAAUCUCUAACACUUGAUUUAACUCUGCACCACUUGACAGGGUCAUUUCAGGUUGUACACAUGGUGAGUAAACUUGGUCACUGUGUAUCUUGGGAAUCUGUUGUAGGUUUUGAGACAAGUCUUGCUCAGCUUCAGUUGUCCAGAGGUUUGGAUCUCCCACAAGGGUUUGCCAGUAAUAACUUUACUGUUCUAGUGUGGGACAAUGUAGAUUUUGGAGAGGAAACAUCAUCAGGGAAGGGUACCACCCAUCACACUAUUUUCUAUUGUAAUUCUGAAGUCGUAACAACCUGAAGUUAUCCUAAAAAGUUUAACAUCUCUUGCUGGGUCCAACAAAAGUCAUUGUUUAAAAACAGAAAUGUCUUUGUGCCUAGUUUUCACUGUUCAAAUUUUAGCUGUGUAAAAUUUUGCUUCCAAUAUUGUAACUGGUCUGCUAGGUCAGUGGUUCCCAACCUUUAUUUCUUAAAGCCCCCCCCUGCUGAAGUCCAAGACAAGCCAAGCACCCCCAAGCCUUACACAGGCCCGCACAAACGUAUCAAAAGAUUAAAGUGAUUUGUAAUGAACAUUUAUUUAUUUGAAAAAUAAAGAAUAAAUGGCAGCUAUGUCAUUUUGUUAUUAUUUUUGAUUAAUAAUGUAUUUUUUAUGUCAACGGGUGUACAGUGCACAGAAAUUAACUACAAACUCCAAAAAAGAGAGCUAACAUAUAAACUUCAAACCUAAGCUUAACUUUCAUGAGCAUGUCCACAUUUUCAAUAUAUUUUCCAGUUCUAAUUUACAAACAUGCAUAAAGUAUAAACUAAAAAAAAAAAAAAAAAAAACAGUCCCAUGUGAUUAUACACACUCAACUACUGGCUUAAAAAA
This is a messenger RNA of Fundulus heteroclitus (mummichog), 2429 nucleotides long. RefSeq lists its product as uncharacterized. The transcript is spliced from 4 exons. The coding region runs from base 906 to 1862 and encodes 318 amino acids. NCBI's taxonomy places the organism in Eukaryota, Metazoa, Chordata, Actinopteri, Cyprinodontiformes, Fundulidae. The record is from RefSeq and is a predicted model, not a curated record.